GUUGGAAGCCAAGACCCUCCAAGACCCUCUAAGAACACCGCAAUGAACAGCGUCUUUGUUUGCAAGGCCAGAACUCUAUCUUCCCCUGCUACACAUCCAGCACAGAACCAGAGCAAACGGUGCGCGAACAGCCGGUUCCGUGGGCCUCUGAGAGAGCAUAACAUUGAUCUCAUUUACCCAUCAGCAGAUUUGGCAGCAAAAUGAAUGAUUGUAAGCAGGCAGAAAUCAGAAAUAGCCCACCUCAAAGCAACCGCCGAACAUAGCGAAUAUACGACAAUGCAAAGUGGUCACAAAUGCGAAAAGACGGUUUUGAGUCUUGUCUGUCGACUGGCUUCGUUUGAGGUUUUUUGUUUGUAAUUAUGUUGUUUCAGAGUGUUUCUUGUUUUCUUUGCACCAUUUUAUCGUCUUAUUUCAGGAUAGCGUUUUGUUUUGUUGGAUUUGUUUUAUUGUUCAUGUUGCUGCUUUAUCAUUGCUUUUUGAAUGGAG
Molecule: messenger RNA, 486 nt
Organism: Ascoidea rubescens DSM 1968
Lineage: Eukaryota; Fungi; Ascomycota; Saccharomycetes; Ascoideales; Ascoideaceae
Exons: 1
Coding region: 43-204 (53 amino acids)
Source: RefSeq, a predicted model, not a curated record